Molecule: messenger RNA, 1908 nt
Organism: Ceraceosorus bombacis
Lineage: Eukaryota; Fungi; Basidiomycota; Exobasidiomycetes; Ceraceosorales; Ceraceosoraceae
Source: the annotation of a GenBank genome assembly
CGUCUUUCAGCCUUCCAUUCAUCUUGACCUUGAAUUGCCAAACGACUGCCGACCGUUGUGCAAAGUUUGGGGCGCCCUCUUGGGCGCGCACUGUGACUGAUCAUACUGAUCACACUUGUAUCAGUCGCCACUCUCUUUUGGGCUACUGCGGGAGCUAUAGCUGCGCGGGACGUUAUCGGCUACCUCGUUCUCAUUCACGAUUGGUUUCGACCUCCGGCGUCCGGGUGCUCGUUGGGCAGAGGAUGGCUGCUCUGAUGCCGCUGAGGCAAAGUGAGGCUCUGCUGAACUCUGUGACUCACCUCACCUCUCGUGGCUAGCACCCACAACAAAAAGCUCCAGGUUGCUGAGUUCGGCUUCACACUGCGACGGGAUCGCAAGCUAGUGCGGUGCCUGAGUGCUGUACUAAAGCUGUAGGCCCGGCUUAUACGGACUCUGUGGCCAGUUCGUCAGUCAAAGCCGGGCAGCUUGGCCAAGAAUCAAUUGUGUCCAUCCGAAUCGCUAUACCUGCCGUUACAACUUCAGCCAAACGUUGACGCCUUACGACAGAAUGCUCGAAAUGUGGCAGUCAGAAUGGCAAGGCUUAGCUGUGAGUAGUGCGAUCCUUACAUCAGCGAUCAAAAGAUGACAAUUCUGCCACAUUCUGAUUCACCAUUUGCCGUGGUGAUACUGGGGCCGGUUUUGCGAUCAUGAAUCGAGCGGCGGGAAUCUUUGGAUGGAACGCGAACGUCAUACACAUCAGCGAGCACAUACCGCCCUCUCCCGUGCCUGGCCUCGCGCCGUCGUCAAGCUUCGUGAGGAGAGCCUUUCUGUGGGCGAUGUGUCAGAAGCUCCAGGAAGAUCGUCUCCUGCCGAGAUCGGGGCAGCUUGAUCGAGUGCAAAAGCGAGCUUGUAAAGAGGCUCUGGACGAGUGGGCUCGAUUAGGGGUACAGUCAUAAUACCCCUGAAUCUAUCAACCACUUCCGGACUCCCUUACCGCGUUUACCUCGCCUACACAGUAUAUACCUGCAUAGCUCCGGCCGAUACCGCGCUUCUUCCCCGCCGCUCCCGCGUUCGAAACGCGAUGGCUAUGAGACUUCUACAACGCUUACAACUUGCGUAGCCACUCACGACAAUACUGAACGGUGUCGAGCUUCAUGACACGCUGAAAACGGCAAAUGUCGCGAAAUGAAGAGGACGCCGCGAUGACGACGGACCGGCCUUCUGCUCCGUUCUGUUCCGUCGAGGCGGCCCGAGUGGCGGCUCGGUGCGCGAUCCCCUUCCUUGCCUCGCGUAUAGAGCGCCAUCAGCCAGCCAAAUGCGCGCCAUCAGCCAAGAACAUUUCACUCAUCAGAGUGUGACUGAUGUGUAUAGGGAUCUGGAAAUGGGCCUGCGAUUGACGAGUUGCAGACCCAAAAACAGCAGCAGAGCAGUACGGACAAGUCACACCUUAUCCCUUGAAUCACCGUCGCGUGAGUGCGGCAUGCACUUCGCUCGCGGACUACUUUGGAUUUGCCGCAAGGGACGACGAAGGAAUCUCUAUCUUCAGCCUCAAUGUACGUUGCGCUUUGCAGCCUUGCGUUUUGGACGCCAAACUCUGCGAGCAUCAGGGGUAGAAGCAAGCUCGAGGCCAUCAGGCAGCAAUGAGCAGCAAGAGGACGUGAGCCAAGCAGCCGAGCCGCUGCGCUCGCUGCUACUCAAUGGCUGCUGCAUGCUCGACGCGUCCUUUACCGCAGUCGUGGUUCUGAUUCCGUGUGCGGCGGCGUUGUUUCUGGCCACACAGCAUUCACACAGCAUUUCACGACUCACGACUCUAACUGGUGAUGGAGGGCAUCUGAUCUGUGCUGCCGAGGCUCACGGGUCGCCAACCACAAAUCACAAACUGCGGAUGCACUUCUAGGCUCACCCUCACUUGUGAGUCAGAAUCGUGAA